Oncorhynchus mykiss (rainbow trout) is the source of this 1621-nucleotide messenger RNA. Its product is annotated as E3 ubiquitin-protein ligase TRIM39-like. The record is from RefSeq and is a predicted model, not a curated record. Gene Ontology annotation, molecular function: protein binding. NCBI's taxonomy places the organism in Eukaryota, Metazoa, Chordata, Actinopteri, Salmoniformes, Salmonidae.
GGGUAUCAAUGUCUAUUAAGGUAUAAAUCUACUUUUUUCUAUGACCUCUAACAGGAUAUAUCUAACUCUGUGGCUGUCCUUUUAUUGCCAUUAUGUAAACUAAAGUAGUCUAGUGGGUGGGACUUGUUCUGGGUUAGGGAGGGAUCACAGAAUUCCAUCCAAGCCAGUGGAAGGGAUCAACCAAUAAAUCAUAUUCCUGAACAAAUACUCCAGUACAGCAGGGGACAGUAAAACUCUAAAAUGAAGACAGCUACAUUUCUAACUCUGUGGUCUUCUAUUAGGUUUCAGAAAUGUCCACCUCCAGCAAUGUCCUGUCUGAAGAGCAGUUCCUGUGCUCUGUCUGUCUGGAUGUGUUCACUGAGCCAGUCUCUAUUCCAUGUGGACACAACUUCUGCAAGGCCUGUAUCAGUGAAUACUGGAACACCACUGCCCUGUGCCAGUGUCCACUGUGUAAGGACACAUUCAACAGAAGACCUGCCCUAAAAACCAACACAACACUCAGAGAAGUUGCAGAUCAUUUUAAGAGGAUGAAGGUCUCAGACAGAGAGGAGUCCUCUUCCAAGCCUGGAGAAGUAGCACAAGUGCAGCAGAUGGUCCAGGAGCGACUGGAUCCUGAGCUGAGGAGGUUACAGCAGUGGUCAGUGGAUGUGACUCUGGAUCCUGAUACAGCACACUGCAAGCUCAUUGUGUCGGAGGACAGGAAACAAGUGAGCUAUGGAGACAUACGGCAGAUUCUCCCUGACCUCCCAGAGAGGUUUGAAUGUUAUCUAUCGGUCCUGGGAAAGGAGGGCUUCUCCUCAGGGAGAUUCUACUUUGAGGUUCAGGUUAGAGGGAAGAUUGAAUGGCAGGUAGGAGUGGCCAGAGAGUCCAUCAUCAGGAAGGGCCCAACGGCUGUAAGCCCUGAGGGUGGACUCUGGGCUCUGUAUAUGAAUAGGAAUAAGUAUAUAGCCAAGGACACACCCCAUAUGCACCUCUUCCUGAGUCAGAAACCCCAGAAGGUGGGGGUGUUUGUGGAUUACGAGGAGGGUCAGAUCUCCUUUUAUGAUGUAGAAAACAGGUCUCAUAUCUACUCUUUCACUGGUUGUACCUUCACUGAGAAGCUAUAUCCAUACUUGAACCCCUGUGAUAAUGAGGAGGGUUCAAACUCAGCCCCAUUGGUCAUCUCUCCUGUCAAUCACACUGCCUGAAUUGAGGUCCAAUAAGGCAGAAGUGCUGAUAAUAUUGGGCCGUUUUUCAAGGGGUCUGCCAAGUAGUCGUACACCAAAUUUCAUAACAUCUAGGUGUUUAACAUCAUGUCAGAAACUGCAUCAACAUGAUCAUCUGAAGCAUGACUGCAAUGUAUCUAACGUGGUGGUCAAUGAUUGGUUCAUUUGUGCAGCAUGACUUCUUUGCGGCCUGUUUAGACCAUGAUGUUUGAUAUGGUUUUGGUGUUAAAAUCAGAGGAUAAUGCUUGAAAUCUGAUCUACAGUAGAAUAUGUUUUAGUUGGUGUCUUUGUUCCCAUUUCUUUUCCCCAUGUUUCAGUAUAGUGUGUUGAGACGUUGUUUGGAUUCAUUUGGGAGUAUGUCCUGAAUUAUCCAAAUCUAGUACAAUGCAUAACAUUUCUUGUGAGUUUUCAUUGUA